UACAUACGUAAGUAAGUGACGCGAAUCAAGAUCGGUUAUUAAUGCAUACAUUUGUACAUAAAAUAAAACCAAAACAAAUUUCUUUAUUAGUUAUAAAUUAACCAGGGUGUUGUAUGUAGUGUUUUCACGGUACGGUCGUUUCGAAAUAAGGUUUCACUAUAUAAAAACAUUUUGAUAUUCAGAAGCAUUGAUUGAAGUGAUAGUCACCAUGCCGAUCCUACGAUAUUAUUCAAAACACACAUGGAGCGAAUCCCAUAAGUUAAGAAUAUUAAAACAAAUGCAUCAAAUUUGUGAAAAUAUUUCUGCAUUAGAACUGGAGAUAUGCUAUCAUGUAGAAUCAACUACUCCAAUUGGAAUCGAUACACAGCAAGAAUUUCUGCUGCGGUGGUUACUAAAAGAGGCACAAUGCGACGUAUCUUCAUUAAAGAAUAAAAGCUCAUUCAUUAGCCAAUCCCAUUCCUGUCUGAUCGAGAUAGGUCCACGUUUUAAUUUUUCCACUGCUUUCUCAACAAAUUGCGUUAAUAUAUGUCAAAAUGUUGGCUUGAAUCAUGUGAAUCGAAUAGAGUCGUCUACUCGUUAUUUUAUUGGCCUAAAUUCAAUUACAUCACUUACAGAAAAAAUGAAGUCAGAAAUCAUUGAUUUACUCGCUGAUCGUAUGACCGAAUGUGAAUAUACCAGCCAAAAUUUACCGAUAAAUAGUUUUAAUGAACAUCUACCCAAAAGCCAAUUGCCUUGGUAUCACGUGCCUAUUUUGUCUGAUGGCCGUCAUGCGCUGGAGAAGGUUAACUCGGAACUGGGACUAGCAUUUACCGAAUGGGAUAUAGACUACUACUUUCUCCUCUUUAAAGAAGUCUUAAAAAGAGAUCCAACAACAGUAGAACUCUUCGAUUGCGCUCAGAGUAAUAGCGAGCAUUCCCGUCAUUGGUUUUUUCGUGGGAAGAUGAUCAUCGAUGGACAAGAACAACCUGACUCUUUAAUUAAAAUGAUAAUGAAUACACAAGAUCAUACAAAUACCAAUAAUACUAUUAAAUUCAGUGACAAUAGUAGUGCCAUUCGCGGUUUUUCUUACAAAUCAAUACGGCCGCAAAAAUUUAAUGAACCGAGUCGCGUCCAACUCACGGCAACAGAAUCGGAUUUAAUUUUUACAGCGGAAACACAUAAUAUGCCAACGGCAGUUGCGCCAUUCAGUGGAGCUACGACCGGUACUGGUGGCAGAUUAAGGGUACGCACAACCUUACGAGCAAAACAAUUUCGAAUAUCCUAAUUCUUUUGCAAAACCACUUAAAGUUCUAAUUGACGCAAGCAAUGGCGCUUCCGAUUAUGGCAACAAGUUUGGUGAGCCUGUAAUUACCGGGUUCGCAAUUUCUUAUGGUCUUCAAGAUUCUAAUGGUGAACGCCAAGAAUAUGUUAAACCUAUAAUGUUUAGUGGCGGAAUGGGCAUUAUGGAUUCAAGAAUGCGUCAAAAACAUCAUCCGGAAAGAGGAAUGUUGCUGGUGAAAAUAGGUGGACCAGUAUAUCGAAUCGGAGUUGGUGGAGGAGCUGCCAGCUCUGUAGAAGUACAAGGUUCAAGCGACUCUGCUUUCGAUUUUAAUGCGGUUCAACGAGGUGAUGCCGAAAUGGAGAACAAACUAAAUCGUGUUGUGCGCGCUUGCGUUGAAAUGGGAGACGAGAAUCCGAUCUUGGCAAUACACGACCAGGGUGCUGGAGGUAAUGGUAAUGUUUUAAAAGAAUUAGUGGAACCUGGUUUUGCUGGCGCCGUUAUAUUUUCCAAAGAAUUUCAGCUAGGCGAUCCUACAAUAAACGUCUUAGAGUUAUGGGGGGCAGAAUAUCAAGAAAACAAUGCGCUGCUCUGCAAACCUGAACGUCGUAAGUUACUGGAAGAAGUUUGCUUACGAGAGCGUUGCCCAAUCAGCUUCGUAGGCGUUGUUACUGGAAAUGGAAAAGUGACUUUGGUCGAAAGUGCAGCCCAAUUUGAACGGGCUCUGAAAUUGGUUAAUGACUUUAAUUCAUUGGGCGCCAUUCCAUUCGAUUUGGAGCUAAAGCAUGUGCUUGGGGAAAUGCCAAAACGAGAAUAUAAAUUGGAGCGUAUUCAAAAAAGGCUGAAGCCGUUAUUGUUAAAUCGAAAUUUCGAUAAAGACUAUUGCUUGAAGUGUGUUUUACGCCAACUGUCGGUUGGGAGCAAACGUUUUCUUACCAACAAGGUUGACCGGUGUGUUACAGGUCUUGUAGCGCAGCAACAGUGCGUAGGGCCUUUACAGAUACCCUUAGCUGACUACGGUUUGACUGCAGUUUCGUACUUUGGUAAUGAAGGUAUUGCAACUUCGAUUGGCACGCAGCCUAUAAAAGGUCUUUUAAGCUCAGCUGCUAUGGCGCGUAUGUGCGUAGCUGAGGCACUUUCCAAUUUAGUGUUUGUAAAAAUUACCGAGUUGGCGGACGUAAAAUGCUCAGGAAACUGGAUGUGGGCAGCGAAAUUGCCGGGAGAGGGCGCCCGAUUAUAUGACGCAUGCAAGGAAAUGUGUGACAUUAUGAAAGAAUUGCGCAUAGCAAUCGAUGGAGGAAAGGACUCACUUUCUAUGGCUGCGAAAAUCCGCGACAAAACUGUAAAAUCGCCAGGCACUCUCGUUAUUUCGACGUACGCACCUUGUCCAGAUAUUACCGUGAAAGUCACACCGGAUUUAAAGGGCCCCGCGAUAUCUCAGCAAACGGCACUUGUUUGGGUAAAUAUCGAAGGCAAGUUUCGUUUGGGAGGAUCUGCACUAGCUCAAGCGUACUCUCAGCAGGGCGACGAGUGUCCGACAGUGUUACGAAGUGAUAUUCUGGAGAAAGCAUUUGUUACUACUCAAAAUUUAUUGCAACAACGAAAAAUCCUUGCUGGCCACGAUAUCAGUGAUGGUGGUCUCUUAAUAUGCCUAUUGGAAAUGUCAUUUGGGGGUUUGAGUGGAAUUCAAGUUGAUUUAAGCAAUAUAAUGGAUCAGUUGAAGGAUGCCCACAUCGAUAAAGCCGCAGAAGAUAUUGGUAAACCAGAAUUAGCUAUCUUAUAUGCUGAAGAGUGUGGCUGGGUUAUUGAAGUACCAAUGAGCAUACUACCUGAAGUGCAAGCCUCAUACAAUUAUAGUGGCGUACCUAACUACCAUUUAGGAGUAACAUCUGGCCAUGGUCUAAAAUCUACUAUUAGCAUAAAAAAUCAUUCCGACAUCAUACUUCAAAGCGAUGUGCAAACACUGUUGAAACAAUGGGAAAGAACCAGCUUUGAAAUAGAAAAGUUGCAAGCUAAUCCAGAUUGUGCCCUAGAAGAAUAUAACUCCCUGAAUUAUCGUUUCGCUCCACGUUACCACUGCAAUGUUGAUUUUAAUGUGGAACUGACUGUGUAUCGGCCAACGAAGGUUGUAACGGUUGCUGUAAUACGCGAAGAAGGUGUCAAUAGCGACCGAGAAAUGAUGGCAUCCUUGAUAAAAGCUAACUUCGAAGUUCAUGAUGUAACUAUGUCAGACUUGCUAAGUGGAAAAACGAAUUUGGAUCGAUACCGUGGCAUAGUGUUUCCGGGAGGCUUUAGUUACGCUGAUACUCUGGGAUCUGGUAAAGGCUGGGCCGCAAAUAUUAUGUUCAGUAAUUUGCUUAGACCUCAGUUUCACGCAUUCAAACGACGACAUGAUACCUUCUCGUUGGGAGUGUGCAAUGGAUGUCAGCUUAUGGGUUUAAUUGGAUGGGUAGGACUUGCCGACCCAUCUAAUACGCAAUUUAUUGAUGUGCCAGACGUUGCCUUACUACAUAAUAAAUCUGAACGUUUUGAAUGUCGAUGGAUUACCACACUUGUUGAGGAUAGUAAUGCAAUGAUGCUAAACAAACUGAAAGGUUCCGUUUUGGGUUGUUGGAUAUCACACGGAGAGGGAAGAUUUUCAUUCCGUAGUAACGAUGUUCUAAAUUCCUUAAAAUCAAAGCGAUGCGUUGCAAUACGAUAUGCCAAUGACAAAGGCGAAGCAACAGAAUUAUAUCCAAUGAAUCCAAAUGGAAGCAUUGAUGGCAUAGCUGGUCUGUGCUCCGAGGACGGGCGUCACUUGGCAUUAAUGCCGCAUCCCGAACGUUGCAGUUCCAUGUUCCAAUGGCCAUAUGUUCCAGCUGACUUUAAAGUAAAUUCUAUGGAAAGCCCAUGGCAGAUAAUGUUUAGCACUGCAUAUGAAUGGUGUACUAAAUCUUAGAAUUUAUCAUUCCUAAAAACUAAUGGCCUUAUUCUAAAAAAAUUAAAUAGAUUUUUAGCUAUAUAAAGUGACAUUUUCAUACAAAUUUUCAAUUUAUAAAGCAGUUAAAGUCUUCUUUAUUUUUUAUGAAUUUGGGUGUUAGUGUUCGAAGAAAACAAGUUAAGAAACACUAUAUUUACUUCUGCUUUGCAGUUUAAGGAAUACUUAAUAUGUUACUCCUUUUUAAUAACGAUACAUGUACCAAAUUACAUAAAUAUAAAUAUGAAAAUAUAAAAAAGUUUUAUUUGAUUCAUCUUGCUGAAGUUUAUCCACUUUUCUACAUAUGCGCAUAUAUCAAUGCUUAUUUUAAAUCAAAAGAAAAAAAUUUCUUGCAGAAAUAUAUUUUUUUUUGUAAUUUAAUUAUAUUCCAAAAUUUGUAUUUGUGUAAAAAAGAUAAAAAUAAAUCAUUCAGCCAAAUCUAAGCAUAAAAUUAAUCUGGUAUGAUAAAGGAACUUAUCUGAGUUGUAAGAGAAUGCAGUCAUUUGCGAAUAAUUAGUCACUAUUCAGACACAAUUUUGGUGACUAAUUAUUCAUUUUUAAAGUCUUUUUUUUGUUAACCAUUUGCAAUAAUUUGAAUAAAGUCUCUUUUCUAAGUCAAUUGAA
Messenger RNA from Rhagoletis pomonella (apple maggot), 4838 nucleotides. It is a transcript of the gene Pfas, whose product is annotated as phosphoribosylformylglycinamidine synthase. NCBI's taxonomy places the organism in Eukaryota, Metazoa, Arthropoda, Insecta, Diptera, Tephritidae. Gene Ontology annotation, molecular function: phosphoribosylformylglycinamidine synthase activity. The record is from RefSeq and is a predicted model, not a curated record. Gene Ontology annotation, biological process: 'de novo' IMP biosynthetic process.